AUGAACAAUUCACAAGUGCCCACUGAUGCACCAGACCUGCUGACAGAGGAACUUCCUGCACUGAUUGCCAUGACGGUAUACAUGUCACUGUUGGCAAUCAUGGGCCUCAUCGGGAACAUCCUGGUCAUUGUUUCCGUGGCUAUUUCGCCCCGCCUCCGGACCACCUCCUACGCGUUCAUUGUCAACCUCAGCGUGACUGACCUCGCGGUGAAUGUCCUGGUCAUUCCAGUCAUGACGGUGUCCUUCUACAACUACGGCUGGCCCCACAUCCCAUUCUGGUGUCGCUUCGUUGCCUACAUCUUCUUAUUGACCAUUGGCAUCUCCUUCGUGACCCUAACCAUGAUUGCUGCGAAUCGUUACAGUCUAUUUUUCUACAAGGCUACUGUCCGCUACGACACAGUUCUCCGCUUCUGCUACCCAGACAGCAGCGAACACACCACCUAUUGGUACCUGAGUGCCAUCUUAAUCUACGGCACACUAAUCGGAUUCGUCCUCAUUCCGAUACUGUACUGCAAGACGUUCCACUCCUUGCAGCUGAUCUGGCCCGUGAACGUUGUUGUGAUACCCCUGAUUGCUAUCUCGUUCUUCAACUACGGAUGGCCCUAUGAGCCCUCCUGGUGCUGCGUUGUGGCCAACAUGUUCUUCCUCACCCUGGGAAGCUCCCUGAUCACCCUGACGAUGGUCGCUGCCAAUAGGUACAGUCUGGUGUCCUGCUCCAGGAUAUCCUACCGCAGGUACUGCGGCUGGCAAGGCACCACGUUUGUCCUCCUCUUCAACUGGUUUGGUGGCAUCUUGCUGAUCGUGUUGGCAAAAGUCACAGGAAUUUCCACGGUGCACUACAACCCAAACGCCCGUUUCUGCUACCUGGACAGCAGUGUGCACAAAACGUACUGGUACACAUCGGGCGUGCUGAUCUACUUUGCUCUGAUGUGUUUCUUGCUCAUCCCAAUCCUGUACUGUAAGACGUUCCGCACGCUGCGUGCCAGCCAGAGGCGGGCACAUUCCUGGGCUACGCAGACUACAACGCGAAGCAUCGACUCCGUAAAACCCAGAAGAAAUGUCUUGCAUCCAGCUGAAAUCAAACUCACUAAACUGAUUGCUGUGAUUUUCAUUGUGAUCAUCAUAUGCUGGACACCGGUGUGGAUAACAAACUUCUUCAAGCUAAAUUAUAAUAUUCCAGAAGCCGUCGAGCGAGUUGGAAUAAUGCUUGUGCUGACUAACUCCUCAAUCAACCCAUACCUCUACGCUUGGCUCAAUAAGAACUUCCUGCAAGCGUACAAGAGGAUUUUACGCUGUGGGCGAAACCCUAGGGUUCAUAAUUUGCAAGUUAUUGUCUAG
Molecule: messenger RNA, 1338 nt
Organism: Strongylocentrotus purpuratus (purple sea urchin)
Lineage: Eukaryota; Metazoa; Echinodermata; Echinoidea; Camarodonta; Strongylocentrotidae
Product: melatonin receptor type 1A-like
Exons: 3
Coding region: 1-1338 (445 amino acids)
Biological process (GO): G protein-coupled receptor signaling pathway
Cellular component (GO): membrane
Molecular function (GO): G protein-coupled receptor activity
Source: RefSeq, a predicted model, not a curated record